AGCGCCCGUCUCAACCAAUCAGCGGCGAGGGAUGCUAGUGAAUAGAAGUUUUAGUUUCUGGAGUUCGGGAACAGAUCGCGAGGAGGAGAGAGAUCGACCGGGAGCCGGAGCGAGCCGAGCGGAUGUGUGUCGGGAAAAGAAAGUCAAUCUUGACUUUUCUUUCACUAAAGUCUCUUAAACAAAGCUGAGCGGGAGCCCCCCCCCCCCUCCUCCCUCUCUCUCUCUCUCCCCCCGAAGCGUGAGUCGCAGCAGCGGAGGGUGGCAGGUGUUCGGCGGAGGGAGACGCAUCGUCUUCAGUCGGCCGCCGGAGCCGAAGCGCGGUCACAAACUGCCGCCAACCGGGGAACCACAGCUCCUACGACGGGGACGCACCACGGCAGCGACCACGCUCGCUCUCCGUCCCCUCUCCUUCCCCGCCGGUGGCGGACGGAAGACUCCGCCGAGCGGCUCCAGUGUCGCAGCGAAGAGUUGAGGUCGGCGGCGCCGUGCAACGGCUCAUUUCACCUCGAGCCGGCACUUACUUUUUGUUUGAAAUUGGCGGAGUCACGGUCUCGCACGCAGGUGGAAAACUCCAGUUUGGAAACUUGACGCGUCGGUUAUUUCCGCCGGGUUGCUGACCCGUUGGGCCCCCACCUCCGCGUAACCCGAGUCCGCGCGGCGACGAGCCCCGUCUCGCGGUCGACUCUCACGGGGGUUGACGGUUGGUCCGGCUCGCCCGACCGCCUACACCGCCACAGCCGCGCCGCUGCUCUCCAUCCACCCGGGGGGAGGAGGAGGAGGAGGAGGGGGAGGAGGAGAGGGGGUAGCUGGGUGUUCACACAAUCAAUUACUGAAUUGAUUUCUCUUUUUUUGGUUUGGAUGGAUCAUUCACGUUUAUGAUCCUCAAACGGCUAAGUGAUCCGCGGGGACAAAUCCCCCCACCCCUCCCUCCCUCCCCAUCUCCUCCUCCUCCUCCUCCAGUGAAGGGAUAACAACAACAACAACAACAACAACAACAAAAACAACAACAACAAGCGUGGAUUUGAGAAUAUAAGCCGAUAAGUCUGAAACACACUCAGAUGUAUUAAUUCCAGACGAGGACGAGGGAUGAUCGCAGGACGCAGCUGAGGCGGGACGCGUCGCAACCCGGAGGAGACCGGACCCAGUGAGGGAAAGUCAAGCGACCCCCCCGCCCCCCCCCAUCAACCACCACCUCCACCUCCUCCUCAUCAUCAUCUUCUUCCUCCUCCUCCUCCUCCUCCGCCUCCCUCUCCUCCUGCUGCCUCGCCGACUCUGUGGACGCCGGAGCAGGGGGGAGUCGUAGCGGGGCGGUGACAGCGGUGAACUCCCGGAGAGCUCGGGUCUGUGGCGCGGCGCUGCCGGUGCUGAAUCACCGCUCGGACCUCGAGAGUUGUUGCGGCGGACACACUGUUGGUCCCCCGACCCCCCCUUUUUUCCCCUUCUUCUCCUGCACCGAUGAAACCGGGAAUUAGCUGCCCCCCGGGGGGACCCGCAGCGGGGAGCCGGCUGGCGAGCCCGGGGAGCGGGACGAGCCGGAGCGGGAGCCGGUGUCCGCCCGUCCCCCCGCUGCUGCUGCUGCUGCUGCUGCUCCUCGGCAGCAGCUGCCACAUGUUGCACGGCCAAGAGGUGGCCCCUUACCUGCGAGGGGGUGGACCGGGCCAGCGGGUGACGUUGGAGGGAAACAGGCUGGUGCUGACCUGCCUGGCUGGAGGCAGCUGGCCCCUGCAGUACCGCUGGACUCUGAACGGCAGCAACAUCACCGACUGGACACCGCAGCACAGGUUGUCCGUCCCGUCUCUGAAGAGGACCGAUGCCGGCCUGUAUCAGUGUUCGGUGAGGAACAGGAUGGGAGCAGUGAUAAACAGGAGGAUAGAGGUGCAGGUGGCCUUUCUGGGAAGCUUUUCCAGCGAGGAGCAGAGGAAGACUGUGACGCAGGGCCGAGCGGCCGCCAUCAGCCCGCCCCCCCUCGCCUCCUUCCCCCGACCCCUCGUCACGUGGUUCAGAGACGGACACAAGAUCAUCCCCAACAACCGAAUAGCAAUCACUCUGGACAGUCAGCUGGUCGUCCUGGCAACCACCGCCGCGGACGCGGGACGCUACCACGUGGAGGCGGUGAACGAGGUGACGGGAGAGAACGCAACGAGCGCCGCCGUCUACCUGAGCAUCUCAGUUGGCAAGAAGAACCGUGGGUCAACAGAUCCUGAGUCAGAGCUUUUGGCUCCAGCGAUUGUGAUUGGACCUAAAGACACAACCGUGGUGGCAGGGAGUGAGGCUACGCUGGAGUGCAUCGCUAAUGCCAGGCCGGUGGACAGCCUCGUGGUGUCCUGGAAACGCGAUGGGCGUCGGCUGGCCAGUGGGCGUCGGCUCAAUAUCCCCGCCCCCACCUCCUCUGACACCGGGUUAUAUGUUUGUGAAGCGUCGCUUAGCAACAGCACUGCUAAACCUGUGGAGGCAAGGGCUCAGCUCACCGUGAUGGAACCACCGUCCCUGACUGCCCAGCCCAAGAGGAGGGUCUUGGCUGAGCUGGACAGGAGCGUAGACAUCCCCUGCCUCGCUACAGGCGUUCCCCAGCCCAGGAUAGAGUGGUACAAGGACGCGGUGCCUCUCUCCAAACUGGCCAACCCUCGCUACAAAGUCACCGCCGCCUCUGGGCUGACGGUGCGCAGGGUGCAGCCGGGGGAUGGGGGAGUGUUCCAGUGCCUCGCUCGCAGCGCCGCCGGGGAGACCCAGGCUCACACACAGCUCCUCGUCUCCAGUGUGGCCCCGGCGUUUACAUCCCCCCCAACUGACCAAACGGUGACGCACGGCAACGCGGCCUUGUUCAGCUGCCAGACGAGCGGAGCUCCGAAACCUGCCAUCACCUGGAGGAAAGGACUGCAGGUCUUAGCCAGCGGCUCUGUCCAGGUUGCCGGGUUCACACUGUUGCAGUCGGGCGGUUUGCAGAUUCAGCCAGUUAGCUUCCAGGAUUCCGGAGAGUACACCUGCACCGCCGGCAACUCAGGGGGAACCAUCAACGCCACCGCCACGCUCACCGUCUGGACUCGUACAGUCAUCUCUGUGCCUCCGACAGACAAGCGUGUUAUCAAAGGAACCACUGCCGUUCUGGACUGUAAUGCUACACAUGACCCCAGAGUCAACACCAGCUUCAAGUGGGACCGCGGCGGCGUCGCGGUCCUUCCGACCAGCGGGGGCCGCGUGUCCGUGCGCCUGGGUUCUCUGACGAUUGGCCAGACGUGGUCGGGCGACAUUGGGGACUACACCUGCACCGUGACGUCGCGGGCCGGCAACGAUUCUCGCUCCGCGCGCCUGGAAGUCAUUGAGCUGCCACACUCUCCUCGCUCCCUGGCGGCCCGUCUCAACGACUCCGACUCCCGCUCCGUCCACCUGUCCUGGCUCCGCCCCUUCGAUGGGAACUCCCCCCUUCUGUACUACCUGCUGGAGCUAUCGGAGAACAACUCGCCGUGGAAGGUUUACCUAUCAGAGGUCGAUCCGGCGGUGACCGAGGAGUCAGUGGGCGGGCUCACACCUGCCAGGACCUAUCAGUUCAGACUCUGUGCCGUCAAUCAAGUGGGCAGGGGUCAGUACAGCGCCGAGACCCAGAGAUUGAUGCUUAGGGAGGAGGCACCCAGCGCUCCGCCGAAGAACAUCGUGGCCAGUGGCCGGACGAACCAGUCCAUCAUGGUCCAGUGGCAGCCUCCACCAGAACCCCAGCUCAACGGAGUCCUCCGAGGAUAUGUGCUCAGGUACCGUCUGGCGGGGCUGCCCGGGGACUACCAGGAGAAGAACAUCAGCAGCCCAGAGACCAACUACUGUCUGCUGAAGGAUCUGAUCAUCUGGACACAGUACCAGAUCCAGGUGGCCGCCUACACCGGAGCCGGCCUGGGCGUCUACAGCAGCCCCGUCACAGAGUACACUCUGCAGGGAGUUCCCACCGCACCUCCGCAGGAAGUGGAAGUUGUAGCUAUCAACUCGACCACCAUCCGCUUCACAUGGAACCCUCCACCUCAGCAGUUUAUCAACGGCAUCAACCAGGGAUACAAGCUGCUGGUCUGGCCGGAGCAGAGUGCAGAGGACCUCAUCGUUGUGACCAUCACCCCGGACUACCCGGGUUCACGCCACACGGGGUUGGUCAGCGGACUCAAGAAGUUCACCUGGUAUUUCGGCGCCACCCUCUGCUUCACGACGCCCGGAGACGGCCCCCGCAGCCCGCCCACCCUGCUGCAGACGCACGAGGACACACCUGGACCUGUUCGUCGGCUGAGCUUCUCUGAGAUCUUGGACACGUCUCUCAGAGUCAGCUGGGCGGAGCCCGAAGACCGGAACGGCAUCGUUAUCGGCUACGUGUUGUGGUGGGAAGUGUCUGGCGUGGAGUCGAGUCGAGAGGAGCGAUCUCUCUCCAACUCCACGCUGCAGCACCAGCUGACGGGCCUCACCUCCACCACCACGUACACACUACAGGUGGCGGCGCUCACUGCCGCAGGACGGGGCGUGGUCACGUCCUCCGCCAUCGCCACCGGGGUCCCGCCAGAACUUCCUGGAGCACCGUCCAACUUGGUCAUCUCCAACAUCAGCCCCCGCACGGCGACCCUUCGGUUCCGCCCCGGUGCGGACGGAAAGACGGCGAUAUCGCGGUGGCUCGUCGAAGGACAGGUGGUAAAGGAGGGUGGAGAGGAGGAGGCCUGGAGAGGCGUCUACCAGAAGGACAACCAGCCGGAUGCGGACACGCUGGAGAUCCCCGACCUCGCGCCGUUCACUCAGUACAGGUUCAGGAUCCGUCAGGUGAACAUCGUGGGCUCCAGUCCCAUGAGCGCCCCCUCCAGGCUGAUUCAGACCCUGCAGGCAGCCCCUGACACGCACCCCUCCAACCUCACCCUGCUGUCUGCCACACAGACCAGCCUGUGCUUCACGUGGAAGCCUCUUCCUGCGUCCGAGUACAACAGCAGCCCCGAGACCGUGGGCUACCGGCUGCGUGUGUGGAGGACGGACGGGCAAGGCGGGGACAGAACCGACGAUGUGAAGGGAGCAGCGGGGGCCGCCGAGGCCACAGUGGAGGGCCUGAGGCCCUGGACCCAGUACCAGGUUCAAAUACAGGCCUACAACUCCAUAGGACCUGGUCCCUGGAGCAACACGGUCGCCGCAAACACAGCAGAAUCUGUUCCAUCUGGAUCUCCGGUGAAUGUGACUGCUGAGGCAGUGAGUUCCACCCAGAUCCUACUCAAAUGGUCUCCUCUCCCUCGGGCUCAGAAAAAUGGAGUCAUACUUGGAUAUAAGGUGUCGUACAGCGAGAAGGACUCAGAAGUUCCGCCCAGUGUUCUGACGGCGGCAGGGGAGGGCAGCGGGUCGCUGCUCCUCAGGGAUCUCCGGCAGUACGCCGUGUACGUGCUGCAGGUCCUGGCGUACACGCAGAACGGCGACGGCCCUCUCAGCAGCCCCACGCUGCUCCGCACCAAAGAAGAUGUCCCAGGCCCCACUGUCAGGAUGGUGUUUCCAGAAGUUCGAUUGUCAUCAGUCAGGGUGGUUUGGCAGCCUCCCACAAACCCCAACGGCAUCAUUUUAGGAUACCAGAUCUCGUACUGCCUGGACAGCCGGGACCCGCUGCGCUGGACCACGGUGGAGGUGGGCUCCAACGCUCGCCAGUUCACCGUCACGGGACUCUCCCCCGAGCAGACCUACGUGUUCCGGCUCACUGCUCGCACCGCCGUGGGCUGGGGGGAGGAGCAGGAGGCCCGGGUAGUUACCACCGAACGCAGAGAGCGGCCCCAGCCACCCAGGAAGUUGUACGUUCCGCAGGACAGCGUCGAGUCUCGCCGCCUCCGCCUCCACUGGCUGACGGGUGGCUCGGGCUCGUCUCCCCUGAGGUACUUCACCGUGCAGGUCAAGCAGCUGCCCAACGGGGACUGGAGCACACACGUGGCCGACGUCGCGCACAACGUCACCGCCUGGACUCUUGACAGGUUGAAGCCCUUCACAUCGUACAAGUUUCGGAUGCUGGCCACCAACGACGUAGGGGACAGCGUCCUCAGCAAAGAGACGGAGCCUGUUACGACUCUGCAGGACGUGCCUGACGAGCCUCCGGUGAUCCUCGCAGUGAAACCAACGACCACCACCUCAGUCCUGGUGCAGUGGAAGCGCCCCGCUGACGACAGCAUUAACGGGCUGUUGACUGGAUUCCGGCUCUACUACAGAGAGCUGCCAGUGAACGCCUCCGCUUUCACCGAGGCAGAAGUCCAGACGACCAGAACUACCAGCGCAAGUUCCCUCAUUACAACCAAGAGCACCUUCAAGACGGUCAGCAGCGCCUCGCUAACAGAGUUCGAGUUGACUCAGCUGAAGAAGUUCCAACGUUACCAGAUUGUUAUGACAAGCUACAAUAUCAUCGGAGAGAGCCCACCCUCCAUCCCGGUGGAGGUGUCUGUUGGAGAGGCAGCUCCAUCCGUGGCGCCCCAGUCUAUCAGAGUGUCGGCGGUGUCUCCCUCCAGCCUGGAAGUGACCUGGGACACCCCCCCCCUCGAGACCCAGAAUGGACUCAUCCAAGGAUACAAGAUCCACUACUGGGAGCGGGACAAGCAGAACCAGAGUGAGAAGGUGAUGGUGGUUUUUGUCCCGGACACCCGUGUGCAUCUCACCAACCUCACCAGCUACACGCCGUACAUGGUCACGCUGGCGGCCUUCAACACGGCUGGAGACGGGCCGCCCAGCGACCCCCGCGGGACUCGGACGCUGCAGUCCGCUCCCGGCCCGCCCGGCUACCUGUCCUUCUCAGAGGUGACAGGAGGAAGUGUCAACGUGUCCUGGGGAGCUCCGCUCACUCCCAAUGGACAGGUGGAGGGCUACAGGGUCGUCUACCAGCCCACAGCUCCUGUGCAGGGGGUGAGUAAAGUUGUGACAGUGGACGUGAAGGGCAGCUGGCAGCGGUGGCUGAAGGUUCGGGACCUGGUCAAAGGAGCGACGUACACGUUCAGCGUUCAGGCUCUCACCGUCAGCUACGGACCUCCCGCACAGGCCAACGUCACCGCUCAGCCUGUGCAAGGCACCCCUGGCUCUCCGGCGGGAAUGUCCAUCACCAAGACGUCCUCUGCUCUGAACAUCCACUGGUCAGAGGGAGACAUUGGUGCAACACCUGUGACUGGAUACGUUAUUGAGGCUCGGCCCUCAGAUGAGGGGGUGUGGGAUUCCUUCAUCAGACCCCUCCCUCCCGGCAGCAGGUCUGUCUCAGUGCCGAUGGAGCGCCUGAGGUCGGGGAUCAGCUACGAGUUCAGAGUCAUCGCUGUUAAUCGCUAUGGUUACGGACAGCCGAGUACACCCUCUGCUGCUCUCGCUGCGCUGUCGGAGCGUCCGUUCUACGAGGAGUGGUGGUUCCUGCUGGUGAUGGCUCUGGUGGGACUCAUUCUCAUCCUGGUCCUGGUCUUCACGCUGCUGCUGCACGGACACAGCACCAAGUACAAGGCUUGUGGCACAGGGAAGCACGUGUCGACGGCGGAGGAGUCUGUGACUCUGGACAACGGAGGAUUCACCGCUCUGGAGCUCAACAGCAGAACGCUGAACACCAAGAACUCCUUCCUGAAAAAGAACGGGACCAGAUCCCCUCCCAGGCCUAGUCCAGGCGGGCUUCACUACUCUGACGAGGACAUCUGUAACAACUACAAUGGAGCCGUGCUCACUGAGAGCACCACGCUCACGGAGAAGCCCACCGAGGUCUCUGAGUCGGAGCUAACGGACAGUGACUACGAGGACGAGCAGCCGAAGCACUCCUUCGUCAACCACUACAUGAGUGACCCCACCUACUACAACUCGUGGAAGCGGCAGCCCAAGGGCAUGAAGGCGAUCGGCGCUCCCUUCGGCUACGAGGAAUGCGCCGCCGCGGACGCGGAGCCCUACUACCAGACCGUGGUCACCCAGCACAGCACGGGCGGCGCGUACACGCCCACGGGGCAGCCGGCGCUCACGCACGUCAACCCCAACACCAACCCGCCGGGAUCACGCACCCCCGUGACGGGAUUCUCCUCAUUCGUUUGACUCGAGAGACGAAAUCUGCACAAGACUUGAUACACGCGCGCACACACACACACACACACACACACGUACACGAAGCGAAGGAGGGGCGGGGGAGGGGCCAGAGUGUGUUUGGUCUCGAGGAGAGAAAGAGCUGACGGCGUCAGAGGAGAGAGGGGAGGACAAGGUGAGGAGACGUGGGACGUGGGAUGCCCCAGAGAACUGAAGUUACACUUCUCACUCGCCUUCUCCCCUCGUUCACAAAGAUCAUCACCGUGUGUGUGUGUGUGUGUGUGUGUGUGUGUGCGUUGCUCCCCUACUCUUAGACACCUCUGUCACUGUGCUUACACACACAAACACACACACUAACACACACACAACACACACUGACCUGCCUGUUCAAGAGACUCUCCAGCGAGAGACGAAUCCGUUUGUGUAAAUGUCGAGGAGACAAUUCAACCUCGACGGGGUCGAACACGGAAUCUUCUGCACAACGCUUCUUCUGUUUCCUCUAUGUACGCAUACUUGCACAACUGCACACACACACACACACACACACACACAUAAGGAACUGGGAAGAGAGGAACUUUAAGAGGAGAGAAGAAUUAUUAAAAGGCGGGAGCAGCUUUUACGGACAGAUUCCUGUGCACACACGCGAAGCUGUCAGCUUUAAAAGACCACCACACGGAGGAGCGGCAGCAGAAGAAAAACAACGGUCCAUAAUCAUCAUAUUUGAUAAAGGACUGAGAGCGAGGGUUCUCCAGCACUUAAGGCAUUCUCAGUGAGAGUGUUGCGUGGUUUCUGAGAGCGAUGUGUGACGUUUGGGGUUUGGGUUGGAAUAUGUGAGGAACCAUGGUUUGUUUUUUUGUCGCCAGCGCUUCUACCACAACCCCCCCCCCCCCCCCCCCAACCCCCCUCCAACCCUCAAGCCAUGAAGCUUGCACUGAGCCGAACGCCACACAUUUCAUCUUUAUUCUGCUGAAGUUUAAUUUUUUACAAGUUUGGGCGUGUGUGUAAGUGUGUGUGUUUGAGUGUGACACGUGUGUGUGUGUGUGUGUCUGUGUGUGUGUGUGUGUGUGUGUGUGUGUACGAGCAUGCGUGUAGACAUGGCUCCAUGCUCCGUUCACGCGUGUCUCUGUUGUUCACUGUGAAGCAAAGUGUGCCAUUGUACGUAUGUUUAUGUAUUUUUAAGAUGGAUUUUGUACAGAACAGAACCCCUUUUUACUUGUGUGCUGUUGUGUGUAGUUUCCGCCACGUCUGUGUAACUCGGAGCGAACGGGCGAUGCGGCCGCUCCGGGUGGAUCGACGGCGGGGAGAGGAGGAGGAGGCAGCGAGCGAGUGCAGAACAAGAUUACAGGAUGUUUUUUCAGUAUCGCUCUUGUUCAGACUGAAAGUGGUCGACGUUUGAGCCACGACACACUGAACUCUGGCCUCGGCUCCAGCCGCCGGGCCGACACACACGUGCACUUUGCACUUCCCCCUUCAAGUGCAAACGAGAAUCGUCCGUACGUUUUUGGCUCAUGUAUGAUUUAAAGAUUCCUCCCCCUGCCCACCCCUCACUCUGCCACGCUUGUUUUUGAGUCCCACACGGCGCGUGAAUAAAUGGUCAUUGUUUAACA
Messenger RNA from Scophthalmus maximus (turbot), 9611 nucleotides. RefSeq names its product protein sidekick-1-like. The coding region runs from base 1456 to 8016 and encodes 2186 amino acids. The transcript has 46 exons. Gene Ontology annotation, molecular function: protein binding. Gene Ontology annotation, biological process: cell-cell adhesion. Lineage: Eukaryota; Metazoa; Chordata; Actinopteri; Pleuronectiformes; Scophthalmidae. The record is from RefSeq and is a predicted model, not a curated record.